AUGGCGAAAAAUGAGUCGACUCCUAUUGAUGUUGUGGAGACUAGCAAAGAAAGGAAAGGAAAAGCACCCCUUUCGGGAGUGGAGCAUGCAAGAGGAGGAUAUAAGAGAGGCAUUGGCAUAUUCGACUUGAUCCUUCGAAUAAGUGCCUUUGCAUCAGCUUUAGCUGCAACGGUUGCAAUGGGAACGACCGAACAAACCCUUCCCUUCUUCACACAAUUCUUCCAGUUCCAAGCAAGCUACGAUGAUCUCCCAACUUUCUCGUUCUUUGUGAUCGCCAUGGCAAUCGUCACAAGCUACCUUAUUCUCUCGAUUCCCUUCUCCAUCGUGUGCAUUGCACGUCCUCUUGCAAUAGGCGCAAGGCUCCUACUAAUUAUCUUUGAUACUGUGAUUGUUACUUUGACUACUUCUGCAGCAAGUUCAUCCGUAGCCAUUGUAUAUUUGGCUCACAAUGGGAAUUCAAGUGCGAACUGGCUUGCAAUAUGUCAACAAUACGGUGAUUUCUGCCAGAAGAUUAGCGGUGCAGUGUUGGCAUCCUUCAUUACAGUGGUUCUCCUCGUCUUUAUGGUGCAACUGAGCCAGAAGAGGCGAGAAACAAAUAUCGCAGUGAAGACAACGGCUGCAUCAGUUUUUUUCAAGUUUAUUAAUUGGAAUUCUUUUGUUUUGCCCAAUUUAAAAAAAAAAAAAAAUCGGAAUGCUCUGGACACCACGGAGCACGGAGCAUUUGCUGCUGAGACACCCCGUGCCUCCGUUGUCUUCGUAGGGAAUGGAGACACCGACGGAGACACUCCAUUUCUUCCUUCCUUGUGGAGACAUGGCUGGUGUCUCCUCAAGACAUUAUCCAACAUCUUCCCUUUCUUUGUUUUUGAGCCUUACAAGGACAAUAGAAUGGAUCUCCUAGCACCUAAAUUAGUAUCUGUUGCUCUUAAUUUGGUUGGUUUAGGACUGUGCAUCUGGAAGCUUAAUACUUUGGGUCUUCUUCCAACUCUCGUAUCGGAUUGGGUUUCAUCAUUGCCUCCUGCUCAGGUUUGA
Molecule: messenger RNA, 1029 nt
Organism: Fraxinus pennsylvanica
Lineage: Eukaryota; Viridiplantae; Streptophyta; Magnoliopsida; Lamiales; Oleaceae
Source: the annotation of a GenBank genome assembly